Hyalella azteca is the source of this 5278-nucleotide messenger RNA. RefSeq names its product phospholipase D2. The record is from RefSeq and is a predicted model, not a curated record. NCBI's taxonomy places the organism in Eukaryota, Metazoa, Arthropoda, Malacostraca, Amphipoda, Hyalellidae. Gene Ontology annotation, biological process: cell motility. Gene Ontology annotation, molecular function: catalytic activity.
AUGCCAGCAGCCACGGAGGAGCCUUGGUCGGGACGGUACCGUGAGCUUCGCUUCUCAGACUUCAUGCCACAAGUGUACCUGCCUGACGUACCAGUGUACCUGUCCUUGCUGGUACUGGAGCCCCUGCCCUCCACCCUGCACUUCUUCAACCAGUACAGAAUGAAGCUCAAAGUUCCAGUGGCGUCGCAGAAACUGCGAGACCGCCGCACCAGCUUCCGUGAACAGCUGGUGAACAGCCCGUCACAGCUGGCGGUUAAGAACGGCGGCGGCGAACAAGAGACGCGAGAUCAUGACAAGCGAGCUGUCAAGUAUCCACGCAAGUCUUUAGCGCGUAUGGACGCAGACACGCCAGGUGACCUGCAGCAAUACCUGCGUAACCUGCUGCUGCAUCCCUUCUACCGCAGCCAGCGCGACGUGCUUAACCUGUUUGAGGUGUCUGCGCUGUCGUUCGUGCGAGGUUUGGGCCGUAAGCUGAAGGAGGGACUCGUGAAGAAGAGGGUCGGAGGAUACAACAAAAUGUACAUCGCGUGCGGGCUGUGUGAUGGCUGCUACGGACAGUACAAGGAGCGCUGGCUGGUCCUGAAGGAGACGUGCCUCUUCUUCCUCACGCCCUCCUCCGGCGCCGUCAGGAGCGUCCUGCUCAUGGACCAGGACUUCCAGGUCUCGAGCGGGUUCAGACACACGGGCAUCAAGAACGGCGUGGUCAUCACCUCUCUCUCCAGCUCGGGACUUCUGCUCAGGCGCCAACAAGCACGAGGCCUUCGCUCCUCAGCGCCACGGCGCCCUGGCUAACUGGUACGUAGACGGUAACCGCUACAUGUGGGACGUGGCGGACGCGGUGGACCAGGCGAGGGAGGAGGUCUUCAUCACGGACUGGUGGCUCAGUCCUGACAUAUACUUGAAGCGUCCGGACCUUACUGCCAUACACUGGAAGUACGUAGACGGUAACCGCUACAUGUGGGACGUGGCGGACGCGGUGGACCAGAUGCAUCCCAACAUCAAGGUGUGUAGUGUUGACAAGAUGCAUCCCACCUUGACAAGAUGCAUCCCAACAUCAAGNGCUACGGCCGCUGGGACGACUACCGACACCGUCUGGUACGUGGUACAUGGUAGCUGGUACAUCGACCUUUGCUACGGCCGCUGGGACGACUACCGACACCGUCUGGUACGUGGUACAUGGUACGUGGUACCUGGUACUGGUACAUCGACCUGUGCUACGGCCGCUGGGACGACUACCGACACCGUCUGGUACGUGGUACAUGGUAGCUGGUACAUCGACCUUUGCUACGGCCGCUGGGACGACUACCGACACCGUCUGGUACGUGGUACAUGGUACGUGGUACCUGGUACUGGUACAUCGACCUGUGCUACGGCCGCUGGGACGACUACCGACACCGUCUGGUACGUGGUACAUGGUAGCUGGUACAUCGACCUUUGCUACGGCCGCUGGGACGACUACCGACACCGUCUGGUACGUGGUACAUGGUACGUGGUACCUGGUACUGGUACAUCGACCUGUGCUACGGCCGCUGGGACGACUACCGACACCGUCUGGUACGUGGUACAUGGUAGCUGGUACAUCGACCUGUGCUACGGCCGCUGGGACGACUACCGGCACCGUCUGGUACGUGGUACAUGGUACUGGUACAUUGACCUGUGCUACGGCCGCUGGGACGACUACCGGCACCGUCUGGUGGACUUGGGUCACGCCGGCAUGCAGAAGCAUGAGACGAGCUUGAGUCCUGAGCCACAAGACCACCGCAGCAGCCAUUCCAGCAUAGCGUGCCUCGUCAUGGGCACGCAAGUCAUGGUCAAUACCGUCAAUAGUGUCGACUCGUCAACUCCUAACUCAGACAAAUUACCAAGUGACAAGAGCCCCAACACCGACGCGCUAAAAGACGAUGUCAGUAACGCAGCCAGCGGUACUGGAGCUACAGGUCGUAGCUUGUCAAGGACCUCUGACUCGUCUCGAGGAGGCCCAAUGAAUACUUCUUCGUGUACAACAAAUAGUGUACGUCGUGAAGAGCACGACAGGCAAUUUGGUUCCCGACGCUCCGGAGGUGAAGACCUUGAAGCCGACCACGACAAUAAAGUCUCACGAGUUAAGAGCAGCGUAAAGUCAACUAAGCGCCCUCAGAUCCAUGAAGUCGUACGAGAAGUGAUGAAGAAACGUCUUCACGCCAGCAAAGAUUUCGGAAUGCGAAGCCAUAACGAUGAUACAUCAUCGCGCGGAUCUUCUUGUGGAGAAGCAACCUCAGAAGACGAACUUGACGAAGGUGGAAGUCGUCAAACCUCGUACAGCGACGCCACAGAAAAGAAAACUAAACCAUUACACGGCAAGCCUCGCGCUGUGUCUGACCCUGUGAAGAAACACCGAAGUCUCCUUUAUAGAAUAGCCCACAGCGAGCACAGAAAGAAAGACAUCUCCUUCAGGCGCCAGAAAAGUUUGGAGUCUUUGGACGGCGAAGGACGACGCGGCAAUGCAAAGAGGAAGAGCGGCGUCAAAAGCGAUGGUGAUGACCUAUCGGCUGCGGAUGAUGAAGGCCGCUCGAACGACCAAGAUCGACAUCACGAAGAAGACCGUUCCAAACCAGAAGGCAGCUCAAGCCGGAUGCAAGCCGUGCGCACCAGAGGACGUGAGCUGGUGGGGGAGAUGAAGUACAGAGGCACUGAGAUGAAAAACUGGACACGUCGUAACGUGCGACUACACCGAGCUGACAGCAUCAACUCUGAAGCUGACCUCGAGCUAGACGAAAUAGCGACGCGCAAGACGGCCGGCCGGUGGCGUGCUAGAGUGAAGGCGGCCCGAGCUGGACGUAACAAGGUGUCGGAUUCGGAGACCGGCCCUGCCCUUACUCCAACACACAUUGAUCAUGCGCCCACACUUUACGACUCGCCUUCCAUACAUCUUUGGGUAGGCAAAGACUACGUUAACUGGAUCACAAAGGACCUGAAUAACCCGGACGAGCCUUUUACGGACAGUGUGGAGCGGCACAAGACCCCUCGGAUGCCGUGGCACGACAUCGGUCUUUACGUGGAAGGUCCCGCAGCCCGGGACGUAGCCCGGCAUUUUGUGCAACGCUGGAACGCUGUUAAAACUGAAAAAGUCAAGAACAAUCCAAAAUAUCCAUACCUGCUGCCUCGGACUUACGAUGCCACUUCUUUCCGCCAAACUCUAUCGCUGAACAAGCAACGCGUGCGGUGUCAGGUGGUGAGAAGCGUUGGCGAGUGGAGCGGAGGGCAACACGAGACGGAACGCAGCAUCUACAACGCCUACAUGGACGCCAUCAGAGAGUCUCUGCACUACAUCUACAUCGAGAACCAGUUCUUCAUCAGCAACAGCGGUGGUGGGGGCGGCAGGGGCGACGUUCAGAACCAGAUAGCGGCGGCUCUCGUGAACCGCAUCGAGCGAGCCCACCGCAGUCGCUCCGCCUUCAGAGUCUACGUGAUCAUGCCGCUGCUGCCCGCCUUCGAGGGGCAGAUUGGCACCCCCUCUGGCACUGCCAUGCAGUUCAUCCUCCACUACACAUACUCCUCCAUCUGCAGAGGAGACCAGAGUCUCGUGGGGCAGCUGGAGCGGCGCGGCAUCAAGGACUGGCGUCACUACCUGAGCUUCUGUUCGCUGCGCACGCACGACGUCCUCGACGGACGCCUCGUGUCCGAGCUCAUCUACAUCCACUCGAAGCUUCUCAUCGUCGACGACCGCCUCGUGGUCGCCGGCUCUGCCAACAUCAACGACCGCAGCUUCCUGGGCGACCGCGACUCAGAGGUCGCCCUCGUCAUCGAGGACGAAGAAUUUGACGAGGGUCGCAUGAACGGCGCGUGUUACCAGCGUGGCAAGUUCGCCGGGGGCCUGCGCCGCUAUCUCUUCAGUGAACACUUGGGCCUCCUGAACAACAAUACCACCUCAACAACGUCAUUCUUCUCUGACACUCUUCACCAUUCCGAGGAUAAGGAGAGUUCGUCCAAGAAGCACCGGGCUUUUGAAUCAAGCAACAACCAUCACAACAGCAAUGGUGGUGGCUGCAACAACGUCGAUCGUUGCCCGUCUCCAGAUGAAAGAAAUAAAGAACUAUCGGUUGAUGACAUCGAAGAUCCUGUCAUUGAGAAAUUCUUCUCGGGCGUCUGGCAAGCGACAGCCCGAAAAAACACGGCCGUCUACGACAAGGUGUUCUCCUGCUACCCGUGCGACGGCGCCCGCAGUUUCCAGGACGUCGAGCGUCUCCGGGCGGCGGUGCCUCUGGCGGCCACCAACCAAGCCGCGGCCACGGCAGCUCUCGCUGCGCUACAGGGUCACCUGGUCGAGUUCCCUCUUCGCUUCCUGGAGGCCGAGGCGCUGAAGCCUGGCCUGGGCACCAAAGAGGCCCUCCUGCCCAACGAGACGUGGACCUGAGCCCAUGUGCGUCUAUGCAUCGUCAGUAUUUCGUGCGCCGUCCCUUCACGCGGCGCGUCGUUAAUUCGCGUGUGGCGCCAUCUCUCCACGUGCCACAUGAUUUUUCCACGUCCCUUGUCAUCUCCUAAUCUCAUCCCUUUUAUCCCCAUAAUCCUCUAUCCGUUUAUACGAUGUUCUUUUGUAUAUUAAUCAGCAGUAAAAAUUUGGCAGCAGUAAAAUCGCAAUUGGAAAUGCUAUGUCAGUAAAUCAACGCUCGUCCAACUACCUACUUUUAGUGACGACUCUCAUGUUUGUGGUUGUCCGACGUUCUUAAGGUCUGCCUGGGGCAUGCCAGUUUAUAAUUAUUUUCAGCACAAUGAGAAUAAUUAUGGAGUUUAGGUUACAAACCUUGAUUGCCAUGAAAAGGACCGAGGAGACCGAAGACACUUGUCCCAACUACUUAACCUUGAGUCUCACCUGCAAGGGUGACAUGUCUAUUAAUGUCUUUUUAUGUAUCGUCGAGCAAGUAAGGUGAUCUUAAAUGAGCUGUGACAUAUUUCCAGUAAUUUUGUAGUCCUUACUGUACUGGGUUGAACAUAAGUGGGCGAGUUAAUUUAGUUGCAUCAGCUGUUAGUUAGAAGUCUGGCUAGAAUAUUAGAACAUUAUUGACGUGCGAGUGAGCUGCUCAAAUUUGGCAUGUCUUAACGAGGUGAUAACAACCGUGAUAAGUAGCCUUAUGUACGUAGUUUUUCGUACUGCUGGUGAUACUAAUUGUAGAUAUGAUUUUAUUCCCUGACAUUUCCUGCCUCUUUUUAAGAAUUUCAAGAUUUGUUUUUGGAGAUGAAAUUUAGCGCUUGCAUUUUUUAGCGCAUUCUCUCAUUUAUGGAAAAAAUGCACUAUUGUGCU